UCGGUCUCGGUGGUCUUGGAGCAACCAGCAGUACUAGCACUAAACACAGUUCUACCGCUGCCGGUCACUGAUCCCGUCAACGCGAGGUCUCCGCCUCCAAGCGAAGUCCCUCGCGCGAUCCCCUCGUUCCCAUCUUCCUCUAGCUAGCUUUCCGAGAUUCAACGUCGUGAUCUCCGGCCGAUCCAUUCCAUGGCGAACCAGCUUCUGUCCACCGUCGAGCGUCGCGAGACCCUGCCGGAGAGCUAUGUCCGGCCCGAGUUCGACAGACCGCAGCUCGCCGAAGUGACGACGGACAGCAACAUCCCGCUCAUCGACCUCGCCUCGCCGGACAAGCAGCUCGUCAUCGCCGAGAUUGGUCUGGCUUGCCGCACCUACGGCUUCUUCCAGGUUAUAAACCAUGGAAUAGAAGAGGAGAUACUGGAGAAGGUGAUGGCCGUCGGGCUGCAGUUCUUCCGACUGCCGGCGGAGGAAAAGGCGAAGUUGUACUCUGAUGAACCAUCCAAGAAGAUAAGGCUCUCCACGAGCUUUAACGUCCGCAAGGAGACGGUGCGCAACUGGCGGGACUAUCUGCGCCUUCACUGCCACCCAUUGGAGGAGCUCUUGCCUGAAUGGCCGUCCAAUCCUGAAUCCUUCAAGGAGAUAGUCAGCACGUACUGCCGCGAGGUCCGGCUGCUCGGGCUCCGGCUUCUCGGCGCCAUCUCCCUCAGCCUCGGACUCGAAGAGGACUACAUCGAGAACGUGCUGGGCGAGCAGGAGCAGCACAUGGCCGUGAACUACUACCCGCAGUGCCCGGAGCCGGACCUCACCUACGGCCUGCCGAAGCACACGGACCCGAACGCCCUCACUAUCCUCCUCCAGGACCCCAAAGUUGCCGGCCUCCAGGUCCUCAAGGACGGCGACCAGUGGAUCGCCGUCAAUCCCCGGCCAAACGCUCUAGUCAUCAACCUUGGCGACCAGCUGCAGGCCCUGAGCAACGGCGUGUACAAGAGCGUGUGGCACCGCGCGGUGGUGAACGCGGCGCAAGAGCGCAUGUCGGUGGCAUCUUUCCUGUGUCCGUGCAACAGCGCGGUGAUCAGCCCGGCGGGUAAGCUCGUCGCCGAUGGGGACGCGCCCAUGUACCAGAGCUACACCUACGACGAGUACUACAAGAAGUUCUGGAGCAGGAACCUGGACCAGGAGCACUGCCUGGAGCUCUUCAGAGCCUCCCAGCUGCAGUAACUAUUUUGCACCCUCGAGACUUGCUCGAACCAGUUUGCUUGGCUUGUUAUAUCUACGCCGUCCGGCAGCAUUUCGGGCGGAAUGCCCCGAUUUUAUCGUUUCCUUGUGGUUUGUAUGCUUGUCCUAGUCAUCUUUUCUUGUACCUCCAGGAAAACCAUGCUUGUCCUAGUCAUCGUUUCCUUGUGUUGUGUUAUAUUAACAAUUCUAUCACUUAAAUUCUA
Phragmites australis (common reed) is the source of this 1439-nucleotide messenger RNA. RefSeq names its product flavanone 3-dioxygenase 2-like. The record is from RefSeq and is a predicted model, not a curated record. The transcript has 4 exons. Lineage: Eukaryota; Viridiplantae; Streptophyta; Magnoliopsida; Poales; Poaceae. Bases 190 to 1218 code for a protein of 342 amino acids.